AGCGCCCUGCGCCCCUCCCGGGGCCCCCUCCCGCACCCCCAGCGCUUCCUCUAGCCCAGAGCCAGAGCACAGCAGCCCGUACCCUUCCACUAGGCCAGGCCUGAAGCUGGACUCCCUUUCAGUGUCUCCUUCCCCUCUCUCACUGCCUGAGACUGAGUUGUCUCCAAGUGACUGCCCCAUCCUGUAAAAGCUAACACUUAAGUAGGUCCUUCUUUCUGGAGUGGGGAGCGAACCCCAUGUUCCCCCGGCCUCUCACCCCACUGACAGCCCCGAAGGGCACGGAGCCCAUGGGGCGGGCAUCGAGGAGGAACCCCCUGGUUGCAGGAAGGGGUCGGGGUGGGUCAGGAGGGCCACCCCUGCUUCUCCCCUCCAUGCUGAUGUUUGGAGUGAUAGUGGCCUCCAGUGGGCUGCUGCUCAUGAUUGAGAGGGGCAUCCUAGCGGAGAUGAAGCCUCCACCUUUGCAUCCCCACGGCAGAAUGGACCCUGUCUGGCGUAGGGUGGCAGCUGGAGGUCCAGAAGUACUGCUGGAUCCUGGAGACCCGGACCAUCAGGUGCGACAGGAUGUCCGGAAUCGUACCUUAAGGGCUGUUUGUGGGCAGCCAGGCAUGCCCCGUGACCCAUGGGACCUCCCAGCAGGGCAGCGUCGGACUCUCUUCAGGCACAUCUUGGUGAGUGACCAGUACCACUUCCUCUACUGCUAUGUCCCCAAAGUGGCCUGCUCCAACUGGAAGCGUGUCCUCAAGGUCCUGGCUGGUGCCCUGGACAGUGUGGAUGUGAGGCUCAAGAUGGACCAUCGAAGUGACCUGGUAUUCCUGGCUGACCUACGCCCAGAGGAGAUUCGAUACCGCUUACAGCACUAUUUCAAAUUCUUGUUCGUUCGUGACCCGAUGGAGCGCCUCCUCUCUGCCUACCGAAACAAAUUUGGUGAGAUCAGGGAAUACCAGCAGCGUUAUGGUGCUGAGAUUGUCCGCAGAUACCGUGUGGGUGCAGGCCCUAGCCCUGCUGGUGAUGACGUCACCUUCCCCGAGUUCCUUAGAUACCUGGUGGAUGAAGAGCCAGAGCGUAUGAAUGAGCACUGGAUGCCCGUGUACCAGCUGUGCCAACCCUGUGCGGUGCAUUAUGACUUUGUGGGUUUCUAUGAGCGGCUGGAGGCUGAUGCCAACCAAGUGCUGGAGUGGGUGAGGGCACCACCCACAGUUCGAUUCCCCUCCCGACAGGCCUGGUAUCGACCAGCCAGUCCUGAGAGCCUCCACUACCAUCUCUGUAAUACCCCCAGGGCUUUGCUGCAGGAGCUUUUACCCAAGUACAUCCUGGACUUCUCCCUCUUUGCCUAUCCGUUGCCCAAUGUCACCAGGGAGGCCUGUCGACAGUGACCAUUCCUCCAGCCCUGCUGGCUGCCAGGAAAAGCCCUUUUGUAACCCCAAGGCCAACUACUGCCUAGAUCCCAGAGUGUCCCCACAGUGGGGAAAAAAGGAUCAGAAUUCUCAUGUAACCAGGGAAUUAUACUUCCUGUCAGCUGGACACUAGAGCUGAGAGAUGGGGUCAUCCUUCCAGGGCUCUUUCUGAAGGCUUUUAGACUCUCCCCAGCUGCUGGCCCAGAAAGCAGGGGUGACUUCCAAUUACUCCAGAUUCCAGCAGGCUCAAGUGCUGUUAAGCCACCUAUGCCUUGGAGCAGGACAAGGUGGGAAUUUUUUAUCCUGGAGAAGCAUUCUGAGAUAUACUGCUACUUCUACUGGGGGCUGGAGGGUUGGGGGUAGAGGGUUUCAACCAGAGGAUAGAGACUUUUCCAUCCAGUAUUAACUAAAGGUGCAUUUCCCACAGCCCCUGCCCCCUAUGUCCACAGAAAAAUGGACUGUAUCUGAGAAAAGGUUUGGGUCCUCACCCUGCUAGGGGAGAAAAUGGUAGAGUAAAUAGUGUUGGACUUGGAGUCUGAAAGACCUGGAUUCAAAUAUGCCCAAGAUAUUUGCCAACUUUAUUAUCCUAGGCAAGUAAUUUAACCUCUUUGGGCCUCCAUGACCUCUAAGGUCCCUUCCAGCUCCAAAUCUAUGAGCCUAUGAACACAAGCCUCCUCUUCCCAGUAGCUGACAGCUGCCCACACCUGCUGCACUUUUUCCCAUGACCAGAACUGGAGGUGACAUUAAUCCCUUUUUAGGGCCAGCCACAAAACCAUGUAAAGCCUAGUGGCAGACAGUGGUGUUGACUGCUCCUCCCCACCACCUCUGUGCUAUCCUUUCUAAGUGCCUUCUAUGCCCUCUCCAAUGCCAGAUUCAGUAUCUUUUCUAUAUCAGUUGGGUUCUUCCCAUCGUCCAGAGAAAGAAACUGAGCUGUGAGAACUCAACUGGGCAGUCCAGUUCUGAACCAGGAAAAGAACCAGGUAAUCCCUAUUAAAACUCCAUCCCCUAUCACUCUCUCUCUAUCCUUAGCCAAAGAAAUGGCCCAAAAGGGCUGAGAGGCACAUGAUUCUUCAAAGUUGCAAGCAAUCAAAACAAACUGGCAAAUUGGUGGGGGGCUUUCUUUAUCGUAUUCUUUUAUUUGGGGCGGGAAGAACUUUUUUCUUUUUUUUUUUUUAAAGAAAAAUGUAUUUGCAUGUGCCUAUCCCGAUGAGUUUAUUUAAGAUUUGUACUUCUCAGUGCCAGCCACUGUCUGCAUCAGACAUCCCCUCUGAGGGUUUUUCUAACAGCUGCAUUUUUAAUAAAGUUGUUCU
Messenger RNA from Vombatus ursinus (common wombat), 2704 nucleotides. It is a transcript of the gene CHST14, whose product is annotated as carbohydrate sulfotransferase 14. The coding region runs from base 237 to 1373 and encodes 378 amino acids. Gene Ontology annotation, molecular function: sulfotransferase activity. Gene Ontology annotation, cellular component: membrane. The record is from RefSeq and is a predicted model, not a curated record. Gene Ontology annotation, biological process: carbohydrate biosynthetic process; dermatan sulfate proteoglycan metabolic process. NCBI's taxonomy places the organism in Eukaryota, Metazoa, Chordata, Mammalia, Diprotodontia, Vombatidae. The transcript has a single exon.